CUAACAUUGAUGAACCUGCAGAAGAAUGAUAGUGGACUCUAUGAAGCAGAAGUAUCUCAUAAUGAGAAAGCUACUAUUGCUAAGUACCAAUUAUAUGUGUUAGAUCCAGUGGAGGAUCCAGUUCUCAAUGUCUCACUCCAUCAAAGCAAUGGCACCUGUAAUGUGACUCUCACCUGUGAAGCUCAGAAUCUCUCAAUCACCCAUCUCUGCUACAAUGAUAAUUGUGAUAUGAAGAACGUAGAAACAUGUGGAAACAGCUCCCUUUCCAUCUUAUUGUAUGUCAGUAACAGCUUCAUCAUUUGUAAUCAUAGCAACCCAGUCAGCUGGAAACAUUAUACAUUGAAGAUGGAAAAGGUGAAACACCUCUGCCCUUCUAAAGAAGAUAACGAAAAGCUCAUGGAUUCUGAGACAAGUUGGACUGCCAUAAUCAUGAUCAUAAUCAUAAUCAUAAUCAUAGUCAUAAUCAUCGUAGUAUUAGUGGGUUGUGUCACACUCCUUUUCUAGAACAGGCAACGAACGACAACAGGUAACUACCUUUUUUAUCAUAAUUAUUGUAAUUAAUGUGGAUGAAUAGAGGGCAACACUAUUUAGGUGGUUCAUUUUUGAUUGCUUUGGUAUGCACUAACUGUCAAUUUUAUUGUCAGUGAACUAUCUCACUUAUGUCACCUAAAAAGUACCCUUAGAGGUAUCAAGUAGUAUUAUGAUUGUUUUAAUGACAAAAAACAUUAAUAACUGUUCAUUUUCUAUAAAAGCACAGCUCAGUAGUCCUGGCAGCUGGGAAAAUCAGAUUUGUAUAGAAUAAAAAAGAUAACAUAUAUGUGUUUUUUUUUAAUAGUAGCAGCAAACAUGCCAUUGUUAUUUACAAACGAAAAAGAUAUAUUAAUUGUUCUGACUGUUUAUGUAUGGAAUAAAAAAGGAUCUGGGUGGAGGUGAUGCAGUUACCCGUCAUGUAACUGUAGGCAAAUUAGAUGCAAGUGCAGAUUUAAAGUUUAAUGAAUCAAACAAAACAUAUAACAAGCACUAUGAACACGUGGCAGAGGUAUAAGCACUAAAGAACAACCAUGAGCAAUAACAAAAGACAAGAAAUCAUAACAUGACACAGAAAGACAAACGCAAGACAAACAGUGCUGUGCAGAAUGUGACUUAAAUACCAGUGCUAAUGAACCAAAACGUGAUGGGUAUCACGUCCAGUGCUAGUUCCAGCAUAUCCAUGUCAUUACCACCCUGUAUUUGAUUAUUUUCACAUAACAGCACAUCCCAAAUUGUGUUAUUUCACAUAUGUCAAUGUAAUUUUCCAAUAAUUAUUAUUUCUAAUUUUAAGGUACUAUAUUCCUUAUAUAAAAGGGUCUCCGUCCGGCCCGGCUCAUCAGUCUCCUGGCAUGACACCAGACUGGAUUGAGACCGUGUUGCGCGGAUUGUAUACAGUUCCAUAUUUAGAUUGUGUACACGGCUGGUCAGAAGCAUGCGUGCCGGAGCUCCAAAUCAUUAUUUUAAUUUUAUUUUGAAUUCCGUGUGUUUCCCUGUUUGGAAACUGAAUGAAAGUGUUUUGAGUUCCAUGAUGACGGUUAUCUAAAAUACAGAGCACGCAAGAGAGAGAGAGCGCGUGCGAGAGAUUUUUAUUUUUUCCCCUUUUUCUUCCCCUUUUUACAAUCUUUUAGUUAUCAAAUUUCACACUACACAUUAAAGUCAAGGUGACUCAAUAUAUAUAUAUGAGCGUAAACAUAUUUCUGUAAAAAUUAAAAUCAAUCAGUAUUUUUUUAUGUUAUCAGUCCGUAGAGAACUUUAAUAAUAGUUUAUGUGUUGUGUGUUGUGCCACAUAGUUUCUUCUGCACAGGCAUAUCGAUAUCUUUGCCUGACUAAUGAUAAAAUUGAUCAGCUGACAUGUGAACCUGUUCGUUUUGAGUGAUGUACUUAACAUAUUUAAUUUUUUUUAAAAAAACCUGAAAAGUAAAACAGACCCGAGGUUACAGUCUCUCCCCGUAUCAGGCUAGGUCACAUCCUCCCUGUUGAGAUAAUGUUGAGCCUAAACAUUUGGUUUUAGAGAGCACUCUACCUUCAUGAACUGACUCGCUAACAAGAGCUGGAAUAACCAUACCUAAUUUGUGUAUCGGUGAUUCCUAUACGGGUAUGUGUCUAUACAUUGUUAAGCAGUGUAAGUGUGAAUUCUUCUGGCGUGUGGUAUUCAUGUUGCAUAAUGAUGAAUAAGUUCUGCAUGUUUUCUCUUUAAAUGCUGGUUAUGUCCAGUGAUGAGUAGUUAGUAGGAUCAGAUGGCAGUAGUAGUCUGCACAUUUUAAACCCUCUGUAAGGUGUUGUACGCCUGUUACAGAUGUGAUAUCUGAGUCCGUAACAUUAGAAUAAGGUGGUGAUUACUUAAUGUGGAAUUCGGGUUUUGCAGGGAGUACGAGUAUCUGGAUUAGGCAGCCUUGCAUAAUGGUUCCUUUUGCCGACAUGUUGUGCUGAUAUGAGUUUUGGGAGUUUAAUUACAGUCCCUUUACAACAGUGUAGUUUGAAGUGAUUUGUUUCUCUUCUGAACCGUAGAUUGGUGAAUAGAAUAAAGUAGUUGUGUAAAUAUGCAAAUAUAUAUGUGUGGGUAUGUAUGUGUAUGUGUGUAUAUAUAUAUAUAUAUAUACAUACACAUAUAUGCUAUACGGUGUGCUAUGGAUAUGUCAUACAAAGUAUACGAGUUAGUAUAUGAGGUGCAAUAUUUAAAUGAUACAAAGCAAUGAUCACAAACUCAAGGAAUGGAGCAUAUACUGCACAAUCUGUGAAGUGAAUUGAUAAGUCAUUAUACGGUAGCUGUGACUGAGCUGAGAACUGGAUGCAGGUGUGUGUAAUCUGGGAGUUGCAGUCCAUGGCAGCCAGCCAUGUUUGUGGACCGCAGUGCAGGAUGGGAAAUGUGGUUUGUGACAUGAGUAGAUUUAACACUACCUUAAUAUGGUCAAAUACAGUUUAAAUGAAAUGAACACAUUUAUAGGACGAAUC
Molecule: messenger RNA, 2982 nt
Organism: Ictalurus furcatus (blue catfish)
Lineage: Eukaryota; Metazoa; Chordata; Actinopteri; Siluriformes; Ictaluridae
Product: SLAM family member 5
Exons: 3
Coding region: 10-504 (164 amino acids)
Source: RefSeq, a predicted model, not a curated record